AUGCCGCCCAAAGUACUGGCCAAGAACAAUGACCGGGCAAAUGGAGUCCUGCCAGUCACAGCGGCAACACGCGCCGCAGCCACUACCAAAGGGCCAGCACCACGACUGAAGCUUGAGAUACGGCGGCUGCCACCAGGACUUACACUGACCGAAUUCGAGGAGACGUUGGGCGAUGAGUGGAAGCUAGGCAAUGGCAAGGUGGAUUGGCGGGAGUACAAGCAGGGCAAGGUCAAGCUCGGCUUGGGCAAGAUGCCGGAGCAGAGCAGAUGUUACAUCCAUGUUGCGAACGAGGGCCUAGUGAAGGAUUUGGAGCAGAGAUUCCUCGCAGUCAUCUUCACGGACAAGGCAGGCACCCAUAAGAACCCGGACCUGAAGCACUUGCCGCCAGUACUUGAGUUUGCGAUGAACCAGAGGACACCGCUCACCACGAAGGCACGAGUCGACAGUAGGCAGGGCACCAUCGACCAGGAUCCGGAGUUCAUGACGUUCUUGAUGGCAGAAACAGAGCCCAUUACGAAGGCAGCAGCUCUCGAUGCUGUGGGCGUUGAGAAGAAGGAGGGUGACAAAGUCGAAGUCAAGACGACUCCGCUGAUCGAAGCACUUCGCGAUAAGAAAGCGAACAAAGCCAAGGCAGCGGAGUCAAAGGCUGCUGAGAAGAAGGAUGCUAAGGGACAUGCCAGAACAGAGAGCAAAGAUGCGGUCCCUGCAAAAGCGGAUGCGAAAGACGACAAGAACGCCAAGCAGAAGGUAGAUCAGGCUUCAAAGGAGGCUGUAAAAGCGCUCAACAAGCAAGUUGCCAACAAGCAGCAGCAAGCACAACAACGUCCAGCCUCACCUUUGCCACCCACAGCGAAGAAUGCAUCGCCCGCCAAGACGAAGAAGGCGGCGCAGAAUACGUCUCAAUCACCAAAACCUCAAAAUGCGACGCCUACACAGCCAGGCGUCAAAAAUGCUCCCACUGGGCCAGCUGCUGCGGCGCAAACUCCGGGUCAACGUCCGCCAAGAGAGCCAAGGCAACGAGGAGGUGUCGAUGGCAUCAAGAAAAUGCUUCAGAAAGACCUCGGGAUCAAGCCGAAGCCUGCACCCACAGCCGGACAGCCAGGAAGCGCUGGAUCCUCAACACCAGCAUCACCCGCACCGAACAAUCGCAACACACAGCAACAGAAGCAACCCGCGUCGCCAGCGCCAGCAGCACCAGCGAAUAUGAAGACACCACCCACUGCACCGAAAGCACAACAGCAGGCUCAACCUGUUCCCACCGCGCAUUUGACCAAAGCAUAUCUCAAGCACGCAAUUCCAAGUCAAGGCAUGACAGAGAUGCUCAUUCAGCAAGCUCUGUCGCAGUAUGGUCAAGUCAAGAGUGUUACGAUCGAUCCGCGGAAGGGUACUGCAAUUGCACUGUUCAAAGACAACGAAAGCUUGAAGAAAGCCAUAGAAGCAAAACGUGUGCCGGUCGCGCAAGGUACUGUCGAGAUCCUUGAAUUCAAAGACCGACCAGCGGGAGGUGGUCCUGCUCGAGGUGGGUUCAGAGGCGGACGAGGAGGGCGUGGUGGAGCAAGAGGUGGAGCGCAGUCUGCUGCGUCGUCGGUGCCACCUGCAGCAGCACCAGCAGCGUCGAAGCCAAAUGACGGAGCAUGA
Molecule: messenger RNA, 1638 nt
Organism: Fulvia fulva
Lineage: Eukaryota; Fungi; Ascomycota; Dothideomycetes; Mycosphaerellales; Mycosphaerellaceae
Exons: 1
Coding region: 1-1638 (545 amino acids)
Biological process (GO): positive regulation of translation; nuclear-transcribed mRNA catabolic process, nonsense-mediated decay
Cellular component (GO): cytoplasm; nucleolus
Molecular function (GO): mRNA binding
Source: RefSeq, a predicted model, not a curated record